Molecule: messenger RNA, 7667 nt
Organism: Helicoverpa armigera (cotton bollworm)
Lineage: Eukaryota; Metazoa; Arthropoda; Insecta; Lepidoptera; Noctuidae
Product: proteasome activator complex subunit 4B
Exons: 28
Coding region: 269-7210 (2313 amino acids)
Biological process (GO): proteasomal ubiquitin-independent protein catabolic process
Cellular component (GO): nucleus; cytosol
Molecular function (GO): peptidase activator activity; proteasome binding
Source: RefSeq, a predicted model, not a curated record
GCAUGUCAAAAUUUUGUGAAUCGGAACGUACCUUUGGGACAGUUGUGAACUGACUUGGCGAUUCGGAUUUUCUUUCAGUGAUUAUCUCGAUGACUUGUGUAAAUUCAAUGUUAAUUUGAUUUGUUAAAUGACAGUAUAAUAUUGGUGAACCGCGGAAGUGUAUCGAGUAAACUUACAACUGUGCUCAUGUGGCCGCCGGGAAUAAAGGACAUAAAAUCACAGUGACUCGUUAUAUUUUUUCUAACAACAAUAAAAUAUAGCAAUCAAUAUGAUACAAGACGAUGAGUUUGAGUUUUUGGUGACAACCCCGGAGCGUAUAGAGGCUCUGGGGUUCAAGCCGCAGAAGGAAAUAUUGACGAAUCACAUCCUACCAUAUGCCAAUGAGCUGGAUGAGGAGUCCAUACGGUUCCUGGAACAAGUGAAGAUCAACCUGGCGAAGGCCGUCAUGCUGCGCGAGAUGAAGCCAGCGUGCGGCGUCUGGUCCUCCAGGCUCAUGAAGUACAUUCGUAUUCAUGGGCUGAAGUUUAGCAAGCAAGAUCAUCUGAAGUUGAUACGACUGGCGUACGAACUAGUGCUCAUUCCUGAUCUGGAACCAGGAAAGGUCCACAAGUUCGCCACCAUGUUCCUAAUGCUCACUAAGAAAAGACAAUUGAUUACACCUGCAGAAUUGACGCUGCCGUGGCGGCCGCUCUACGAUAUGGGCAAAAAAAUAUUUGAUAAGAGCUCCACACAUAUUGGAAUGUACCAUUAUUUAACGCCAGAUCGCUUUGCGAAAAAAGGAGUCGAUGUGCUCGAUUUGAUUCGCAAAUUCCUGUCAGGCGAUGGGCUGGCUGACGCACUAGAGUUGCUCGGCCUAGCAGGACCCGAAGAGAACGAACUGCCCACCUCGCUAGAACUAUCGUACAUUUCUAUGGUCAAAUGUGCCAGACCAUAUUUCCCAAUAACCGCUACAAGAGAAAUUCUAGCGGAGAUAUUACCGCAAAUAAACCCGUGGUCGACGGACACGCACGUGAUCUGCCAACUGGCGGUAUUCUUGCCAGUAGCGCUGCCUCCCAAGCUCGCAGCACAUGGACAUCUGCUGUGGUUCGACGAGAUCAUGACGCUCUGGGAUACCUGUUACAACUCGCAGUGUGGGAUCGCGGAUUUAAUGAUGCUAUUUGCUGGACUAGCAAAACGCAACCCCGGUGCUAUAGACUGGACACCACAUGUUCCGAAGAUGUUCAUGAGGUUCCUUCACGCUCUGAACUUACCAGUCAGCUACAAAGACAUGCAGAUCACUCGCUGCCAUUCCCUCGAGAUGAAACACGUGGCGUCCUGGAUAGUAUGGAGUAUCAGCCCCAACGGCGUGGUGCUGAAACACUUGCGCAGCUUCCUGGCCGGAGUGGAGAGCUACUUGCACAGCGCCAACUCCGGCCGCUGGUCCUACAAACUCAGAGACCUCCUCAGGAAACUCGCCAGAGAGUUCCUCAACAGGGUGCGACGUGAACGUGAAAAAAGAUUCUAUGAAACUUGGGAGAACCAAACACCUGAGUCGUAUCAACUCAGAGAUGAAGACAUCACAGAUUUUGUGAAAAUUGUGCUGGAACCGACACUGCAGGCGGUGUACAGCCGCAGCGGCUCCCUCGACAUAUCUAUUGCUCUGCAGAACUUGGCGACGCUGCGCCCUGCUAUAGUAGUUCCGCCGUUGCUAGAGAGACUGAAGACGUCGCUGACGUCACUCACCGAGCCUCACCGAGUCACCGCAGCCAUGUCUGCUGUGGCCGCAGUCGCCAGGCCCAUGCUACGUGGAGCUGACGCAGACUAUCCAGAAGGCCCAACACAUGUAGUGCCAUUCCUCUUAGCGGUCCUACCAGGUCUCGAUCCUAACGAUAUUAAAAAGACAUUAGUUACACUACACUUCAUCCUCAUCUUCACAUGGAUGGUGCCAUUCAUAGACUGUAGUUCUGCUCACGAGCACCACGAUGACCUCACUGAAGAGGAGCUUCUGACUUGUGAGUCCACUGCUCAAUUCGAAGACUUCGUCCUCGUAUUCUUGGACAGACUGUUUGUCAUUAUUGAAUCUAGCGUACUGGAACAUGUAAGACUGGAUACGAAGGAAUCUGACGGCGUACGUAGCAAGACUGAUGCUGUUAUGGAGACAGCAAUCUCUUCGGCUGCCACAGCUGUGCUGAUGCAGUGUUCGCCGAAGAUAUUUAAGGAGGCAUUGAGGAAGUUUAAGGCUUUCGCCACUGAGUCCACGUUUGAAACGAAUGUUUCUGGAAGCAUGGUUGGCGUGAUGUUGCGUGUGUUUGCUCGAAUUGAUUCUGAAUCGACAUUAGCGGCUUUCAUGCCGAAGCUUUGUGAAGAGUUGACAGAACUGCUGUCUACUGACGAGGCGCUCCACGAGGAAAAUCCCCCGCGUGACCUCAUGUACAGAUUGGUUCUGUUCAUGCACAUAGUGGAGUGUGACGGCUUGGUGCUCCUCAAGUACAUUCCGGACAUCCUUCCAAUAUUAGACAGGGCCUUGAAACUUCACUCGAACUACGCGCUGUCGCGAGCGUGUGAGGUCCUGAGUCAUAUGCUCAUGUCUCUGUGCUAUAUCGACCUUAAGGAGUGGAAGAGUUCGCCGAAAGAUUACGAUAAGGCCCCUCAGGAGUGGCUGCCAAUCCGCGAGUGGGGCUACGGGUGCAUGUUGAAGGACGCGAACCUGAAGUGGCACGUGCCUUGCGCCGCGGAGGCGGAGUGUGCGCAGAUGUUGCUGGACAGAUACCUGAAGGCGGAGGUGCAACGUCUGCGGCAGUGGCUGAGCGGGGAGCGGCCGAUGUGUCGCGAGCGCAGGCUCCGCAGCUUCUACAUCAUCAACGCUGUGCUGGCUUGCAGCACAUUCUUGCCGCCGCCUGAUGAAGAACCCGUGCAACUCAUGGAAUCUCAAGUACCCGCGACCAGCAUUCCAUUCACAUGCGGCGUACGUUACCAAGUAACACUUGAUGGUGAGAACGUACGCGUGGCGCUGACUCGACUGCUGCUUGAGGUGCAAGCUAAACUCUUAGCGGAGAAAACUGAUGAUACCAGGGGCUUGGAGAUGCUCAUCCAGGUGUGGGAACGCGUGGUAGUAAUGAAAGGACUACGCGGGAGCCCAGGUUUGGAGAACCGUCUCCGUUCAUACGGGGCUUUGGAGCGUGCAUUAGACGGUCGCGGGGGGCCCCCGGACCGGCAGGGCGGGACGCGAGGGGCUGGGGCCGCAAGGCUGCGUAUGUUGGCGGCUGACGCUGCGAGGCUGCAUGAUGACGCGAGGUACGACCUCGUAUGCGAGGCCGGGAUCACACCCUCCGCGCUCAGUGCGUUACAUGCGCUCGCUGAUCUGUCCGUCAAUACUUAUAGCUCGGUCCGCAUUCUAGCUCAAAUUCGUCUAUACUGGAUGCUAAGCCACUACCCGUACUCCUACCGGGCUUUAGUGCCCAAACUCGCUGCAAUUUUAGCCGAGGGGGGCGAAGGCGACGAAUGGCACGCCAGACAUAAGGGGGUCUUGUUCAUGAUGCUGGGACCCCGUACUGGGCCCCUCGUGGCGAAACAGGACUGGGAUGUGGUACGGACUCUAUGGCCUGCUAUUUUAAAUGCUCCACUCAGUGAGAAGCCUAGUAUGGUGCGCCUCGAACAGGCCUUCAGCGACAGCCUACACCGUCACUUCCCAACAGUGAACACCCGUCUGACAAUGUCUCUCGAAGCAGUAAUCGCAGCCGCGGUCCUUCUAACUGAGGAACAACGCACCGAGCCACAUUUCAAGGAGCUCUUGAACGCCUCCAUAGCUAAGGAACAGGCCACUUCAGAUAGAUGUGAGAAGCAGUAUAAUGAGCUGAUCAUGGAACUCGUUAAAGUUGUUGAGACGCCUAAUGUGCAAUGGCGUCGCCUAGAGCUAGCAAUACAAAUGCUAACUUUCUGCCCGUCACUACAAACCCCGUACCCGGGCGCCGCCGUCAAAGGCAUGGUUAAAGCUCUCUUACACGACGACAUCGCAGUAAGACGCACGGCGCAACGACUCGUGCAUUACGUGCUCAAACAACGCAAGCACAAGAUCGUGAAGAUAGAAAUGGACCCCUAUGAGAUAGCUGGGGUGCCGAGGCCUGUGAAACGGGUGCCUGGUUAUAGAAAGGAUCUGGAGUGGGCCAUAUGGUCUCAAGAUAGAGAACAUACUACUGAUGCCGAAUGGGAGACUCCAUGGCUCAGGAAUCCAACAUACGGCUUUUACUGUUGGCCUGAGACACUUGAGGUGGCAGCACCAUCAAGCGAGCAAGUGUUCUCCUCGGACCUGAGUCCCGAGGACAUGGAGGAAGGUGAACGGCAUAUCUACGAGUUCUUCACCGAUGAGAGCAACGUGGACCGCCUCGUCGCCUUCUUAACUGUGGAAGAGAAGAAGGGCAAGGACAAAUUCAAUGGAGUCAGAUUUGCGCUGUUGAGGACUCUAUUCGCUCAGUUCGGGUCGGCCGUAGCACGCAAGUUCUUGCGUCACGCAGAACGUUGCGCGUGCGAUUCUCAAGAGGCGCCGCAGCGAUUCGCGGCGGAGGUGGCGGCUGCGGCACUGCGUGCCCCUCGUUACUGGCCGCGAGUCCGCGCCAGGCAGAUGUAUGCGGCCGCACUUAAUAUACUUGAAGCUGGUCUAACAUCAGUAACUCCGGAGACGCUAGAAGACUGGGGUACAUGCGUGGCCACUGGGGUCGAGAAGCUGGACCCCACCCGGGGCCACCAGGUCCUGACCAUGUUGCUAGACUUGUGUGCCCCGCAGUCUCGCGGCAGUGACAGCGACACCGACAGCGACACUUCUUUCAGUGUCUGCGCUAGGCUUUAUGCUCUACAGGGCGCUUUGGGCUCUCUACGUUGGCGCGCGGCGCCGCUCGCGGCUGAGCUGCUGAAGCGGCUGGAAGAGGCCAACUUCAUUCAACACCCCUAUCAGAACGUCAGGGAGACGGUGGGCAGUUUGCUGAUGACGAUCUUCGACACGGAGCUGGUGUUCCCGGGCGGCAGCAGCGGCCCCGCGCCGCGCCUCGCCGACUUCCUGGCCUCCGUGCAGCCGCGCCUCGCCGCACUCUAUGACGAGAACGGCGAUAUCGUGAUAAAGACAGCAGCAUCAGCCGCUGCGGCCAUGCAGUGCAGUCCCCGCGAGGACACGACGGAGUGCGGCGCCGAGAGCCGCGCGCUGCGCUCGCUGACGGCCGUCGGCACGGUGGGCGAGGUCGCCCUGGUCGACGUGGCGCGACUGUCGCCCGACCACCAGCGCCACACGCCCACCAAUGAUGAUGCGCCACAGGUACACAGCACACUCAUACAGCAGCGUCAGCCAUGCAGUGCAGUCCCCGCGAGGACACGACGGAGUCGGCACGGUGGGCGAGGUCGCCCUGGUCGACGUGGCGCGACUGUCGCCCGACCACCAGCGCCACACGCCCCAGCGUCAGCCAUGCAGUGCAGUCCCCGCGAGGACACGACGGAGUCGGCACGGUGGGCGAGGUCGCCCUGGUCGACGUGGCGCGACUGUCGCCCGACCACCAGCGCCACACGCCCACCAAUGAUGAUGCGCCACAGGUACACAGCACACUCAUACAGCAGCGUCAGCCAUGCAGUGCAGUCCCCGCGAGGACACGACGGAGUCGGCACGGUGGGCGAGGUCGCCCUGGUCGACGUGGCGCGACUGUCGCCCGACCACCAGCGCCACACGCCCACCAAUGAUGAUGCGCCACAGUGCAGUCCCCGCGAGGACACGACGGAGUCGGCACGGUGGGCGAGGUCGCCCUGGUCGACGUGGCGCGACUGUCGCCCGACCACCAGCGCCACACGCCCACCAAUGAUGAUGCGCCACAGGUACACAGCACACUCAUACAGCAGCGUCAGCCAUGCAGUGCAGUCCCCGCGAGGACACGACGGAGUCGGCACGGUGGGCGAGGUCGCCCUGGUCGACGUGGCGCGACUGUCGCCCGACCACCAGCGCCACACGCCCACCAAUGAUGAUGCGCCACAGGGUACACAGCACACUCAUACAGCAGCGUCAGCCAUGCAGUGCAGUCCCCGCGAGGACACGACGGAGUCGGCACGGUGGGCGAGGUCGCCCUGGUCGACGUGGCGCGACUGUCGCCCGACCACCAGCGCCACACGCCCACCAAUGAUGAUGCGCCACAGGUACACAGCACACUCAUACAGCAGCGUCAGCCAUGCAGUGCAGUCCCCGCGAGGACACGACGGAGUCGGCACGGUGGGCGAGGUCGCCCUGGUCGACGUGGCGCGACUGUCGCCCGACCACCAGCGCCACACGCCCACCAAUGAUGAUGCGCCACAGACAGCGGAGGGCGGGUCGGCGUCGGAGUCGGAGGGCGGCGCGCGCGGCUCGCGCGUGGACAAGCAGCUGGUGGCGCGGCUGGACUCCGCGCUGCGCCUCGCCGGCGACGUGGCCGCGCCCGCGCCCAGGGACCACGCCCGCGCCGUCAACCUGCUCACUACCGUGCUCCGCGGCUGCAUGGGCGUGAUAGUCCGCGGCGUGAACGGCAACACAGAGACACAGUACACACUAGUCGCGACAGCCUGCGCCCUCGCGGCGCGCGGGCCGCCGCAGCCGCACGACGAGCUGCCGCGCGCCGCCGCCGGCCUGCUGGCCUCGCUCGCGCUCGCGCUGCACUCGCCCGCCGCCUUCGACGUCGCGCUGCGCCAUCUGCGCGCUGGGGCCGACGGUCGGUCGUGGUGGGCUCGUCUCGCGUGCAUCGACUUCGCUCAGCCGCUGCUGUUCUACGGGCUGCCGAUGCUGUGUGACCAAGUGGACCGCGCCGUCGCCACCGAGCAGUUCGCACUCAAACUCAUGAGAGAUCCAAGACUGGAGGUUCGUCAAUCGGCAGCAAAGCUGCUGACAGGGCUGAUGCACUGCCGCGCGCUGCCGGACGAGGAGCGCACGCUGGCGGCGCUGAUGCGCAGCUGCCGCGCGGCGGCGCUGGUGGAGCGGCACUGCGGCGUGCUGGGGCUGUGCGGCUACCUGGCGUCGCGGCCCUACAGCCUGGGCGCGCGGCUGGGCGCGGUGCUGGCGGAGCUGGCGCGGCACACCAGCGCGCCCGACCCCGUGCCCGCCGCCAUCCGCGCCGCGCUGGCCGACUUCCGCCGCACGCACCACGACGACUGGCCGCGCCACCGCGACCAGCUCUCCGAGGAGGAGCUGGACCUGCUGGCCGACCUCACCUCGCCCCCCUCCUACUGCGCCUGAAUCUCGUCUGCGCCGAUUACCAUAAGCGAUUUCAUUGUGAUAUUCAACAAUAGCUUUACGUAUGACACAAAUUUUAGUUGCAUAAUUAAUCUAAAACGAUUUUGUUUCGACUCCCUUCUAUGUGCACAGUAUCCGUAAUCGUUUAUACCGUGGAAUAUACUAAUCGAGCCAGCGGUAAAUCAGUGUAAUAGAAACGCCAUAAAUGUUGUAGUGGCUUAGUUAUGUAAGUUACGAUAUAAUCAUUGCAUCACUUGCUCACGUAUCUACUUGUGUAUUACGUGUUUGUAUUGAAUCUGUCAUGGUGGUGGCUCCACUCAUAUUCCUGUGCCCACACAGUAGACGCCGGUGACGGAUUAGCUAUUAAGAUGGUCAAUGAGUAAUUUUGAAAGGAGAUUGGGCAAGAAUGUAUGAAGUUUGGUCCAAAUGUCCACCACGAACGAGACCUAUAUAAUUAAAU